This is a messenger RNA of Telopea speciosissima, 543 nucleotides long. RefSeq lists its product as uncharacterized. NCBI's taxonomy places the organism in Eukaryota, Viridiplantae, Streptophyta, Magnoliopsida, Proteales, Proteaceae. Gene Ontology annotation, molecular function: RNA-DNA hybrid ribonuclease activity; nucleic acid binding. The record is from RefSeq and is a predicted model, not a curated record. The coding region runs from base 1 to 543 and encodes 180 amino acids. The transcript has a single exon.
AUGUGUGAUUGGCCUCAAGGCCGCCAUGACAUUGGGAAUCAAGAAGUUGAAAGUUUACCCCAUUCAUCAAUCAUAAUCUGUCAAACUCAAGGGAAAUGGAAAAUGAAAGAUGAGAAGCUGAAACCCUAUCAAGAACACUUGGAGGGGAUGAUCAAGAACUUUGAAGAAGCCACAUUCGAAUAUUUGCCAAAAGUCAACAAUAGAUUUGUAGGCGCUUUGGCCACCUUUGCCUCAAUGGUUGAAUGCAGCUCAGAUACCCAGAUCCGACCAAUUCUGGUAGAUAGAAGAUGUGAGCUGGCAUAUGAAGAAUCAGUGAAUGUCUUGACAGUUGAUGGAAAAAUAUGGUUCACACCCAUAGUUGACUUCAUCAGAGAAAGGAGGUAUCCUGAACAUUUCACAAUGGGUGAAAAGAAGCAGCUACAAAAGUACGCCACACAAUUCAUGCUCCAAGGAGACUUGUUGUACAAAAGAUCUUACGAUGGCAUACAACUGCUCUAUGUAGAUGAGGACCAAGAUCAAACAAUCAUGAAGGAAAUCCAUUAG